GUAAAGGGCUAACCUAUACAGUAUAAAUAACGGGAUAAGCAACAUAAUUUCCAUAACAAACUCAAAACAUUUCGAUCUUGCAAACCUUGUGAAGACACCAAAUCUCAAAGAAAGAAAGCCAUGGCUGCCAAGUCUAGUAUUAAAACAACAUUAUCAUUCUUCCUAGUUCUGUGUUUAACCGUGAUUCUAUCUUUUACUUUGUCAUGCUUUGCUGAUCCCGACGAGCUACAAGACUUUUGUGUUGCUGACUUGAACGCCACCAAAAUUACGAUGAACGGGUUUCCUUGCAAGCCGCUGUCAGAAGUUACAAAUGAUGAUUUCUUCUAUAGUGGCUUGGUGAAUGAAGCAAACACAGACAAUCCCUUUGGGGUUGGGAUAAGACCAGGUGAUGUUACCAGUUUUCCUGCGUUAAACACCCUUGAACUCACGAUAGACGUACUCGACCUUGCACCUGGUGCAAAUGUUCCAGUUCACACACACCCUCGAGGAAGUGAAGCUAAUUUAGUCAUAAAAGGGAAAGUCCUUUUUGGGUUCAUAACCACUAAUAAUGUUUUGUACUCAAAGGUUCUGAAUGCUGGAGAGCUGUCUAUUAUUCCUAAAGGACUUGUGCACUUUGUAGAGAAUGUUGGACCAGAAAAGGCUGUCGUGGUAGCUGUUUUUAAUAGUCAAUCGCCUGGAGCUUCAGUAAUUCCUUUUAACCUCUUUGGUUCUAAGCCAGCAAUUCCUAAUGAUCUUUUGGCUAAAAACUUCCUAGUUGAUGAGAACGUCAUCGCCAGCAUUAAGUCUAAGUUCGGUAACUAAACAAAAUAACUAAUUGUGAUUCUUGCUUGUGUAAACUGUAUAUUUAUCCGAUUGUUUGUAAUACGGGACUCAUCGUCCCCUUGCUUCAUGCAUUAAGCAAAUUUCCUAAAUAUAAUUGAUAAAAUGGUAUGUCGUAUGUAAGUCGUAUAUCCAACUCGUGAAACAUAUAUAAAGUGAAAGUAAUAAAAGUGGCAUUCUCCUUGGCUUUGCA
Molecule: messenger RNA, 1012 nt
Organism: Papaver somniferum (opium poppy)
Lineage: Eukaryota; Viridiplantae; Streptophyta; Magnoliopsida; Ranunculales; Papaveraceae
Product: germin-like protein subfamily T member 2
Exons: 1
Coding region: 121-801 (226 amino acids)
Cellular component (GO): cell wall
Molecular function (GO): manganese ion binding
Source: RefSeq, a predicted model, not a curated record